AUGGCUACAAUCACGCUGCAGCCGGGUUAUUCCCAUUCCCCCCAGACCCCGACUCUUUCCCCAUCCCCCAUAUCCAUCAACUCGACCCUUCCCCGCCAUGGAGCUUGUGACGCCUGUCUGCGGAGGAAAAGCAGAUGCGCCAUGAACGAAAUGGUCAACAAGUGUUAUUCGUGCGAUUUCCAUCGCCAGGAGUGUACAUUUACCCUCACGGCCGAUACUCACCCCCACGCGCAACCCAAGAAAAGAAAGCUAUCCGAAUCCGAACCAGCCGAAGCGGUCAAGCGGUAUGCCACCAAUUCAGCCAUGACAAGCGCCAAUCCAUCUAACAAGGUUGCCAGACCUGCCAUGCAACAGUCCAGAGACGUUGGCCGAGAAGUGGGUGCCGAGUCGCAUUCCCACCAGCCGCGGAACAUGAUUCGUCCGGGCUUCUUUAACCAGUCCACCCAGCAUAUCGGUAUGACCACCGAGCUGGAACCGGCGUUGCUGGAAUAUCUCCCUCUCGACGAAUAUGAUGAAUGUACCGUUUCUAACUCGCGCGUGCGGAGGUGUGCCGAGGAUUCCACUUUUAUGCGUGUCGUUGAUACCGUGCCUGUCGGUGAUUCGCAGGUGUCGCUCGACGCCAUUGAGAGCUUGGUGGCCCCAUAUGGUUCGACCUUGAUUGAGAAGUUCUUCGAUCAUGUGCACCCUUCAUUCCCGAUUCUGAUUGAGGAGGCAUUCCGUCAAUCGUAUCGGGAACGUCGUGGAUUGUCGCCGCUGCUUCUAGCGUCUGUUUAUGUGUUGACGCUGAAGUUUGUGGAUGUCGGUGCAAACUCGCAGACGGCAAGGAAGCCCGAUGCUGCUCGUUUGGAGGCUGCGGCGAUGAAGUUGCUGCAGGAUUCUUUGCCUUUUCCCAGUCACUCGACUAUUCAGGCUGGCUUGCUGUUGACGCAAAAGUCGACGUUGGCUACGGCUUCGCUGAAUGGGCAGCUGGUCACGGCUGGAUUUGAGCUGGGCUUACAUCAAGACUGCACGAAUUGGCGAAUGAAGACUUGGGAGAAGGGUUUACGCAAACGGUUAGCGUGGGCAUUGUACAUGCAGGACAAAUGGUCGUCACUCGUCCACGGCCGCCCGUCUCACAUCUUUGCCUUCAACUGGACGGUUAAGGAUCUCGUGGAGCAGGACUUCCAAGAUGCCUUCACCUCCGGCACUGACUCUUCACACGAUGACGAAGCCGUCGGUCAUGGCCCGCUCCUCUUCUGCCACAUGGUAGCCCUAACAACCAUUCUCUCCGACAUCCUCGACCGCUUCUAUACUCUGCACGCCAUUGAAGAGUUUCAAGCAGCAGGCAACCAACGUACACGAAUGAUCCUUGAAAAAGCCAAACCCGCUCAAAUCAGACUGAAAGACUGGUUCUCCUCUCUCCCUCCAUCCCUAAAAAUGGAGACUUCCACCGGCGAACUCGUCGAAACCAUUACAGACGAACACGCCCGCAAUGGCGCUCUCCACCUCGCUUACUUUGCUACCGAAAUCACCCUACACCGCUGCAUAGUCCGCUCCCUGCUCGCAGAAGGCACAGACCCCUAUCUAGCCCACAUCUGCCGCUCGGCAGCCAAAACCCGCCUAAUUUCCGCAAUGGACUUUGUCAACCGCCUGCGACCAGCCCACCUCCGCUCCUUCUGGCCCGCCUCAGCAAGAACCAACUUUUCCUUGAUCGGCUCCUUCGGCAUGCUCCUCCGAAUCACAGCUCCAACAAGCGAAGAAGCAGACUUCUACCGCGUCCGCCUGUGCGAGUACCGCUGGACACUCGGCGUAAGCCACAAAAACGCCGCAUUCAUGGGCUUCGCCCUUCAGAGUCUGGACAACGCCACCGCACUUCACAAGCACGUCCCCGCCAAACCAGGUAUUGAGGAACUCAUGGCUGCGACGAAGGCCGCGCCACCACGUUUGCCCACGACUGCGCAUGGCACGUACGAUGAGGCUAUGAUGGAGGCUGGCACGGGCACCUCGUCCUCUGUCAUCUCUGGUCUUGCUUCGCCUGCUACUUCAGUCAGUGACAUUGAAGAUGGGGAUGUCUCUAUGCCGCCUCUCUGA
Messenger RNA from Penicillium nucicola, 2070 nucleotides. RefSeq names its product putative C6 transcription factor (OTam). Gene Ontology annotation, biological process: DNA-templated transcription. Lineage: Eukaryota; Fungi; Ascomycota; Eurotiomycetes; Eurotiales; Aspergillaceae. The record is from RefSeq and is a predicted model, not a curated record. The transcript has a single exon. Gene Ontology annotation, molecular function: DNA-binding transcription factor activity, RNA polymerase II-specific; DNA binding; zinc ion binding. Bases 1 to 2070 code for a protein of 689 amino acids. Gene Ontology annotation, cellular component: nucleus.